AUUCUCUCUUCCGCUGAAGGCGCCUUAUUGUGGCUACUUCUUCAUUUUACGGGAGAAAGGUUAUGCGGCAAAGCAGCAUUCGGUGAAAAAAUAUUUUUGUGACAUUACUGUGCUUCAACAACAACCGUUAAGAUGACAAUUGGCAAGAACAAUAAGAUGUUACAACACAUCAACUACAGAGUCCGCAUCAUUCUGCAGGACUCGAGAACGUUCAUAGGAACGUUUAAAGCUUUUGAUAAACAUAUGAACUUAAUUCUUGGAGACUGCGAAGAGUUCCGCAAAAUAAAACCAAAAAACACCAAGCAGCCGGAAAGAGAAGAGAAGCGUGUCCUAGGAUUUGUUCUCCUGCGUGGUGAGAACAUAGUUUCUCUGACGGUAGAGGGUCCGCCACCUCCUGAAGAGGGACUACCGAGAGUGCCAAUCCCAGGAGCAGCACCAGGACCUGGAAUGGCGCGUGCUGCGGGUAGAGGAAUGCCAGCGAACGUCGCAGGCGUUCCUGCUGGGCUGCAAGGCCCUGUACGCGGUGUCGGAGGCCCAUCCCAGCAAAUUAUGACACCUGGAAGCAGAGGACAAGUCUCAGCACCACCGCAGAUCCAUCCUGGCGGCCCACCACGUAUGCCAGUCGGUGGACCACCACCUGGUAUGAUGGGACCACCAGCGGGGAUGAUGGGUAUGCCUCCUGGAAUGCCACCACUAGGACGUGGGGGUCCACCUAUGGGGCCUCCUGGGAUGAGAGGACCACCGCCAGGAUUGAUGCGUGGUCCUCCUCCGCGCCCGUAUUAGCGGCAUAUUGAUAAAUUCUUUUGUAAUUAAUAUGUAUUGUGUAUGUCUUUUCAAUUUAUAAUAUAAAUCUUCAAUAAUAAUAUAAAAGUACAUCAAUUUUAUGAAAUUAAAGUUUCCAACUAAAUGAUAGAUUUACUUAAACAUUAAUGUGAAUACUGUUAAUAUUAUUUUUAUUCGUUUGAAAAAAAAAUUAAUAUUUUUGCAAUAGUUUAAUUUAUAAUUUUUGUGAAAUUUUCAACAUUUUAUCAAUCUAUUGAGAAGUUUACGCGACAAUAUAUUUUCUAAUGUCUAAAAGCAAUAAAAGCUAUUGUACAACAA
This is a messenger RNA of Ooceraea biroi (clonal raider ant), 1101 nucleotides long. It is a transcript of the gene SmB, whose product is annotated as small ribonucleoprotein particle protein SmB. Gene Ontology annotation, biological process: mRNA splicing, via spliceosome. The record is from RefSeq and is a predicted model, not a curated record. Lineage: Eukaryota; Metazoa; Arthropoda; Insecta; Hymenoptera; Formicidae. Gene Ontology annotation, cellular component: cytoplasm; U4/U6 x U5 tri-snRNP complex; U2 snRNP. Gene Ontology annotation, molecular function: RNA binding; snRNP binding.